AUGUCAUUUCCAAAUUCAGAGAGUAUGUAUCGAUAUCCAGAACAAAUGCAACACGAUGACCUUUUAACUGAACAAGAUCAAAAGUUCAUUACAGAUUUUUUUAACACCCUUGCAACCGAAGAGCCACCAAGUCAUAUGAUGGAUUAUACAAACAACCACAAUGCUCCCCCAGCCUCUAAUCUUUCUUUUCAAGAUGUAGCACCUAUACCAGUAACUAGAAUGUAUCCAGGGAUAGGAAAUGGUGGUGUUGGUGGUAUUCCGGUUACAAGCAAUAAUGAUAAUGAUAAUAUUAAUAAUAGUAAUGAUAAUAACAAUACAAAUAAUAUAAAUGCAAAUGAUAUAAACACAAAUAAUAUAAACACAAUAAAUAGAAGACCAAGAUCACCUACACCCACUACAAAAUCAAAACAAUUUCCAAGACGUACAAUUUCUAAAAGACAAAUAUCGAAAAAUUCUAUUGAUAUGAAACCUGAUGAUAUAAGCAGUAAUAAUGACAACAACAAUAAUAAUACCAAUAACAACAGCGACAACAACAAUAAUAAUACUAAUAACAAUAACAACAAUAAUUCUAUAUCGUCAUCACAAUUAUCCUCUUCAACGAAACCUACAUCAACGACAUCAAUAUCAACCAAAUCCUCUUCCUCAGGUAAGAAAGGUCAUCAUGAAUUAUUAACAGAAGCAGAGAAGAAAGCAAAUCAUAUUGCUUCCGAACAAAAAAGAAGACAAAACAUUCGUUUGGGCUUUGAUCAGUUGGUUGAAAUUGUCCCAACACUUAGUCAAUGUCAUCGUAGUGAAGCACUAAUCUUACAAAAAUCUGUAGAAUAUAUUCAACAACUUUUGAUGCAAAAAAAUGAAUUAAAAGAUCGGGUCAAAUCUUUACAAGUAACAUUAGGAGAUCCACCAGAUCAUGUGGAUGAUUCUUCUUCUGAUGGUGAACUAGAUCUUAUAUUUUGA
Entrophospora candida is the source of this 954-nucleotide messenger RNA. The record is from the annotation of a GenBank genome assembly. Lineage: Eukaryota; Fungi; Glomeromycota; Glomeromycetes; Entrophosporales; Entrophosporaceae.